AUGCACUUUUGGAAUUGGAUAGUAAGGUAUAAACCUGAAGCAACGCUCCUAUAUAGUUUUGGAUGUGAUUUUUUGCUUAAUUAAUUAGGUAUAAAUGAUUCUUUCAACAAGUGUCUGGGCACCUCGACGUAUGUCCACGUGUUUUGCAUUAAUAUCGAACUUUUCGGAGAUUGAAGCUCGUUAGUUGGAAUUGCAAAAGCUUUCGUGAACCCUGCGCUUUGUAUCCCAUGCGCGGAGAUCAUUAAUUAAUGACCUGUUAAUUCAAAUUUUGCGAAAAUUCAUCGCAACAUCUUGUACGGCAACGGGUUGUCGUGGGAUAAUCAUUAAUUAUCGAUCAUUUCAGUAACAAUUAUGAUUUAAAACUGCAUGUGAAUAUUGUUUGUAGUUUGGAUUUUACUCCACAGUUCCAGAAGUGUACGAUUUUGUCCUAGAAAUUGAGUAAUUGAAUAUUCAAUAGAUUAGACGAAGAAGUAUAUCUCUCUUUGUUGGACAUUGGUGUUAUCCUUUUCUAUGAGCUGGAUGCUGCUGCCAUCUGGCGGCGUCUGCUGGAAACUCCUGUUAGACAAGAAGCGCAACAGCAGAGAUUGUCAAUCAAGAAGAAAUGCUCGAAAGUUCACCAAUCUCAUCGUCUGAACCAAGAAUUCAACGAAACCCAGAUUCUGAAAUCUCUACGGUAUCAAACCAUGUCAAACUACAAGUGUCUACUUUUAAAAAUACUCGUCUUUCAACAACAAGCGUUAACGAUGUCGAAAAUCCUCGUGAACACCUUCCAACGGACAAUGUUCAUCUAAAAAAAUUAAAUCUCAUGGAAGAAAAGAUAUUGUACAGUAAUAACAAUCUCUCUCCAACAAUUUCAGUAGAUUUUCACGAGAAUACUACUGAUUAUACUAGUCAACAAUCCUUGCAAAAUAAUGCAUCUUUCAACUCAUCUUCAACGGGAUAUAAUCCUCAAGAUGAUCGCAAUAUUCCAAAUAAUCGUGCAACAUUGAGAAAAGAAAUAUUGAAUGACGUUAAUUCAGAGAAUAUAAAUGCGAGUAAAUACUCAGAGUUGCGUUCGAUGGAUCAUGCUGGAGAUGAAAUUGUUCAAGUUCGAAUGCAAAAUACGAGCGUAACCGAGAGUGGGGCUACGAAGUUGAUUUACUCUGUUCAUCUGGGAGGGAAACCUGUACCUGCAGAAACAGCUGCCAGGGAUAUGGCUCUUUUGUCGCCUCAAGAAGUUGCAUUGGAACUUGGCGCGCCAGUUCUUAUUCAGAGUGAACCAUACUUGAAAGAAACAAGACCAUUGGCCCUUUCAAGAAAAAGAGAUGCAUGGCUAUUAGUUGGUGCAGCAAGCGCUGGUUUUAUAUUAUUAGGAUUGGUCGUCGCGGGAUUAAUUCUUGCAGCAAAAAGGAAAAGAGCACAUAGUGCUGUAGCUGCACCACCGAGUCAUCAUAUUUUAAGAAAGAAACAAGAAUAUAUUCAAGCAACUACUGGUAUUGACAAUAAUGCCUGCUCGACAUCUGAGAUGGAAAUUAAGACUGACGGUACCAGUCAGAGACAGACUCCUGGAAGUUUAUCGAGAACUCCAGUUUCUCUUGAAACCCCCGACAGUCUUGAGGCAGGAAUUCACGAAAUUUCAAGCGACGACGAAGAACAGAAAAGUAAAAUGCGAGACUCGAGUCCGUGGGAACAUUCUUCGAAGAGAACCAGAUUGGCGCAUGGAAGAAUGUCACGAACGAAUGCUAUUGACACGCCUCGAACAUCCGAUUCGACAGACGUAAUCGUCGAUCAUCUAGAAACGUUAGAUUUUUUGGAAAAUAAUUACACGAGGCAAGAAGAAGCUACAGCCUCGCCGCAUUCUUACCUUUCUAUGCCAUCUUGCAAGCCAUUCCCCAGCAUGAAAAGUGUCGAACCACUUUCAAGAGUAUUGGAACCAGUUAUGGUCAAACAUCUAGACAUAGACUCACCAGAACUGGUGAGACGAGAAACUGAUCAUUUAGAUGUUUAUAGAAGUGAUGAUGCGAAUGAUAAAUUUUUCGCGCGUACUUCGAGUGCUAUCAAAGACCCUGGAGUUGUGGGACCGAUAGUAUGGAAUCUUCGGCGACAAAACUUCUCUGCAGAAGACAAUGGUACAUCUGGCACAGAUGUUGAUCCAACGUAUGUGAUGCCAUCCGGUCCUGUGGGAAAAGCAAGGAGAAGACUUCACGAACUUCUGGAAGAUUCUUUUAGCCUGUUUGGAAGCAGAGAUGCAAAAUCAGAAGCACAGUUGUCUGCUGCAAGACCAACUUCAGCAGCACGUGCACCAGACAUCCUCACAAUGUUUUCGGAAACAGGAAGAUCUACUCAUGCUAGUCCCGUAUCUUCGCCAUUAACGGAAAUGCAGGCUCGGCCUUGUACUUCAUUUCCGGUGAAACCCAAUGAUGCUAAUAUCGAAGAAAAUGGACAUUCUGUACCAUCGCGAUCUCGCAGCAGUUGGGGUUCCAGACCACUAAGUGCUGGUCCAUUUCACAGGCCUAAUUUAAUGCCGGAUGUUGACACGAGACGUAUACUUGUAGACAGUCAACUUCCACCAGAAGAUCCAGCAGUACCAUUAAUAGCUUCGAUUAAGAAAGAACUUGAAAAAUUUUCUCCCAAAUAAAUUAAAUAAUCGAAGAGAUAAUAGCGUUACAAGUAUUAAAAAUGAUAGUACAAGUGAAGUUCAACGAUAAUUUGCAGAAAACAAUUCUAAAGAUUAGUGAAUAUGCAAACUGCAAUUCUACUUCCUGCAUUGAUUUUGCAAAGAUUGAUAUUAUUAAAGAUAUUCUAAUUCAUAGAAUUGAUAUAAAAAUUUUCUUGAGACUGUUAUUUGUAAGUAUAACUAAUUAUCAUACUUGCUAGUUCAAUAUUAAUUUGUGGCAGUUUCAAUCUCUGUAUAAUCAAUGGUUUGAGCCCAGAUUUAACCCAUUUACCAAAAAGUAUUUAUAAGAUGGAUAAAAGACAUGUGAAAACCAGUAUUUGAAAUUCUAUUUGUAACAUUGUAAAUAUUUAACAAAUUUUUAUACGUACAAUUUUAAUUCAUAAUGUUUGUAUUUCAUGUAACAUAUUUAUCUAGUAUAGCUUACAUAUUCAUUCAAUUCAUUCAUUCAUGUGUAAGAUGAUAAUAUUUUCUGGAAAGACUGUACAAAUUAAAAACUUAGAUAAAAUAUCUAUUUACACAUUAUAUACAUAUUGACAUAGUUAUCAUAGUCAUUAUUACUUUAUCACUAACAAAAUGAAAUACUGCUUUUUUCAUAGCGAGGAUAUAUGAAAAUGACUUUUUAAAAGUAAUUUUUCUAUACGUUUUUUGUUAUAUUUUUGUUUGUACAGAUAAUAAGGUUAGAAAAAUAAAAAAUUGUUACUAUAUUCAUUAUCAAAUUAUUUAUUUGUUAACUAAUACGCUUAUUGUAUCUUUUGUUUGCCAUUAUAUAUAUUAUAAAUUCAUAUAAAUUAGUCAAUUUGAAUGCAUAGUCAAUUGAUGUAAACCGUCCAUUUUUUGUUAGAAUUUAUUAAUAUUAUAUUAAAAAUUUC
Messenger RNA from Heterotrigona itama, 3525 nucleotides. Lineage: Eukaryota; Metazoa; Arthropoda; Insecta; Hymenoptera; Apidae. The record is from the annotation of a GenBank genome assembly.